AUGUGGCGGCGUGGCGUGGCAGGUGUCAUGGCUCGCGGUGCUCGCGGCUUCUUGUCGCAAGCACCGGCACAGCCACCUCGGCAAAGCGUCAAUGUGCAUGCGCGUUCCGCGACGUCACCGCGGCAUAAAAAACAUCAGCAGGCAAAUAAGCCGCGGCCCGUGCAGCCACAUCGCCGCCUUUCAUGGCGUACUUCACCUCCGAUUGUGUGGCUUAUCGACAACGCGAUGCCCAUCGCGAUUUAUCAACUAUUCCUCGAGGCCGGAUGCACCGGCGUAUUUGCGUGGCUGCUGCUCCACGACAGGGUGACCACGGCGGGCAUUGAGGCAUCUCUUCACCGCUACCACUACCCAUUCACUGGCCUUGUCGACUGGGAGGGCGGCCGUCACAAGGAUGGCUGGACAGUCGCCGGAUGCCGCAUUGACGCCGACAAACUCACCGCACUGCACACGGGGCACAACAUUGCCAACGGUCUGCUCCCGCUUCAGGUGGCGGUGUUGGCGCUCACAUACCCCGCCGUGGCACGCGCGUGGACGCUGGCAGCGCAAGGGCCACUGGCAACUCGACUGCUACGCGUAAAAGAACGUUGCGCGGUAAUAAGUGUUCAUGAUCGUGUCGAAGCUGCCGCUUCUCAUCCGUUCGGGAAACCAAAACACCCUCGUCGGCGGUAA
Molecule: messenger RNA, 669 nt
Organism: Trypanosoma cruzi
Lineage: Eukaryota; Euglenozoa; Kinetoplastea; Trypanosomatida; Trypanosomatidae
Exons: 1
Coding region: 1-669 (222 amino acids)
Source: RefSeq, a predicted model, not a curated record